This is a messenger RNA of Gilbertella persicaria, 1422 nucleotides long. RefSeq names its product eukaryotic translation initiation factor 2 subunit gamma. Gene Ontology annotation, molecular function: tRNA binding; GTP binding; translation initiation factor activity. The transcript is spliced from 6 exons. The record is from RefSeq and is a predicted model, not a curated record. Lineage: Eukaryota; Fungi; Mucoromycota; Mucoromycetes; Mucorales; Choanephoraceae. The coding region runs from base 31 to 1392 and encodes 453 amino acids. Gene Ontology annotation, biological process: positive regulation of translational fidelity; formation of translation preinitiation complex. Gene Ontology annotation, cellular component: eukaryotic translation initiation factor 2 complex; cytosol.
UUUUUUUUCUUCCUCUUAUUUUAGUAAAAUAUGACUGACGCAGUGAACAUUGAUGUCACCAAGUUGACACCUUUAUCUCAUGAAGUUAUUUCCAAACAAGCUACCAUCAAUAUUGGUACUAUUGGUCACGUAGCUCACGGUAAAUCAACUGUCGUUAAAGCCAUUUCUGGUGUUCAAACUGUUCGUUUCAAGAAUGAAAUGGAAAGAAACAUUACAAUCAAGUUGGGUUAUGCCAAUGCAAAGAUUUUUAAGUGUACCAAUUCCGAGUGUCCCAGACCCGGUUGUUACAAGUCUUAUGGUUCUGCCAAAGAAGACAAUCCCAUGUGUGAACGCUCUGGUUGUGGUGGCACUAUGGAACUUGUGCGUCAUAUUUCAUUUGUUGAUUGUCCUGGUCACGAUAUUCUUAUGACAACCAUGUUGUCAGGUGCAGCUGUCAUGGAUGCAGCACUUUUGUUGAUUGCCGGCAAUGAAUCUUGUCCUCAACCUCAAACUUCCGAACAUCUUGCAGCUAUUGAAAUCAUGAAACUCGAACAUGUCAUCAUUCUUCAAAACAAGGUUGAUCUUGUCAAGAAAGAAGCCGCACACGAACAACACCAAGACAUUCUCGCCUUUGUGAAGGGUACUGUUGCUGACGGUGCACCUAUUGUUCCCAUCUCUGCCCAACUUAAAUACAACAUUGAUGCUGUCAACGAAUACAUCACGAAAAAGAUUCCAGUUCCUGUUCGUGAUUUUUCUGCUGUUCCUAGAUUGAUUGUGAUUCGUUCUUUUGAUAUCAAUAAACCCGGUGCAGAUGUCAACAACCUUCAAGGUGGUGUUGCUGGUGGUUCUAUUUUGAAGGGUGUCCUCAAGAUUGGUGAUGAUAUUGAAGUACGUCCUGGUGUCAUUAUCAAGGAUGCUGAAGGUCGUAUUCGUGCCCGUCCUAUUUUAUCCAAGAUUUUAACUUUGGCUGCCGAAACAAACAAGUUGGAAUUCGCUGUUCCCGGUGGUUUGAUUGGUGUUGGUACUCAAAUGGAUCCUACCUUGUGUCGUGGUGAUCGUUUGGUGGGUCAAGUAUUGGGUUAUCCAGGUACUUUACCUUCUAUCUACACAGAACUUGAAAUCUCUUAUUUCUUGUUGCGUCGUUUGUUGGGUGUCAAGACAGACGAUAAAAAGCAAGCCAAGGUUGCUAAAUUGGCCAAGGGUGAAUUGCUCUUGGUCAAUAUUGGUUCUGUUUCUACCGGUGGUCGUGUUGUUGGUGUCAAGGCUGAUCUUGCCAAGAUUGUUUUGACUGGUCCUACUUGUACUGAAGUCGGUGAUAAGGUUGCUAUUUCUAGAAAGAUUGAAAGACACUGGCGUCUUAUUGGUUGGGGUAAGAUUAAGCGUGGUACUGUUCUGGAAGCAGAAGCAAAUUAAAGUACAUAUAUAAAAUAAAAUAAAAAAAAG